Molecule: messenger RNA, 3385 nt
Organism: Paramisgurnus dabryanus
Lineage: Eukaryota; Metazoa; Chordata; Actinopteri; Cypriniformes; Cobitidae
Source: RefSeq, a predicted model, not a curated record
GUUGCGCGCGGACAUGGAUUUCUGCAUCAGUUUGUGCGACUGCUUCGUGGCAAUGCAAACAGAUUUUGUGCCGCGAUUAUCAAUGUAAAUGCCUUGAGAUACACUGGCAAUUAAUGUAAAUAGUUUAAAUUUCAAAACGUGUUAAGCUGAACCGUGUCAGAUAAUCAGACAGGUAAACCUAAUAUUUAUAGCAUACUGGUGGUGUGGCAGAGCAGAAGAUCGCAGCAUUGACAUUGAAAGUGAAAGUAUGCAGUGUUGAAGUGCGCACUACAGGAUCACUGUGAUCGAGCGAGUCAAGACAAAAAGUAAGAGCUGGAAAAUGGGUGUUGUUAAUGUUAUACUGGUUCUGCUGGUUUGCAGCUUCACUGCUGUAUGUGAAGAUAUCAUAAGUUACUGCGAAGAUGUGACUGCACAUGUGCGAGAUGAAAUAACUCUCACCUGCACAGUCUCUUAUCCAAGCCAAAAAUGCUGCGUGAAGAUGUACAAGUUUAAUACAGCAGCAAGUAAUGAAGAAAUCUGUAAAAAUCAGUUUAGAAGAGAUUCCUGUAAACAAGAGAACAGAUUUUCAUGUCCUUACACUGCAAAAAAAGUAAUGACAACAAAAUUUAAAUUCUUUUUGCAAACCGACUGUGGACAAAAGGCAACAUACUUCAAUGUGAGCACAACAGUUGCUGUUAAAGUUGACACAGGUGACACAGGAGGUGGAUUAAAUAAACUUGAGGAUAACCUUGCAGAUGAACCUUCUGCCCAAACAGAACAAGAUAAAUCAGCACUUGCUGUCAUCAUUGCUGUCAUAAGCUCUUUCAUCAUUAUCAUCAUGGCAUUCAUUCUCAAGAAGAAGAAAAACAGACCUAUACCUCAGGUUCACUAUUCGGAUCAUUUGAGUGAAAUAAACAUGGUUGAGAAACAGUGUACCUGCAACGUCCAACCAAACUAAUAUUCAUGUUUUAACUAAAGCUCAUACAGGGUUUAGGGUAAUCCAAAACUAGGUUUUAGAUAUAUAGACCCCUUUAAAGUUUAUAAACAUUGCAACGUCUCCGGGUGGGCGGGGCUUAGCUGGAGGAAAAAGAGCUGCGGACGCAAUGUUGAUGACAGGCGUAAGCACAUUUUAAGAUGGAUUUGGAUGUAGAAGAAGCUUCAGAACUGUCCAAAUAUAUACAGUUACUGAUUCUGUACUGGAUAAAACCAACACACCAGUACAUAUGACUAUUUUACUUGAUAUGAAGUGCGAGAGUGUGAGAGAAAGAAAGAAAGAAAUCAAAUAAUAUUUUUAUCUUUUUUACCAGUUCUGUAUCCUUUAAAUUUUAAUAAUUUGAUUAAGGGUUCUAUUGGGACAUUGUAGUUUUACAUACCUCACAAAAAAAAAAACAUUACUGCUGUGCAUUUGAGACAAAACAAUGGCAGUGAUAUAUGUUAAGAUAUCUCUGUGCAAGCUGCUUCCAGUUAAGACAGCUGAAAUAUACAAUUUCUGUGAAAUUAAAGUUUUAGUAUAGAUACAAUUUAAAUAAUGAGGGGCUUAUAGUUUUCUUUGGAUAUAAAUGUGAUAAAGAAAACACUUUCUGUAAAAAUUUCAGUAUUACUGGCAGCUGUUUGCUAGUAACUUACUAUAUAUUUAUUUGUGUUUUUUUACUGGCAACAGUUUGUUCAAAGUUAAAUGAACAUUAAACCUUAACAAGUUUUUACUUUUACAUAAUAAAACUAAAAUAGCAGCCUCAAGCAAAGAAUUCUGGGAACCAAAAUCUGAAGGAAAAAACUGAAAAAGGUUAAUGAGGAUUCUAGUUCCCAGAAUGCCACACAUGAGGCUGUUAUUUUAUAGUUUUAUAAUAACAAAGUCUUGUUAGUUAGUGUUUAAUGUUCUUUUAACCUUGAACAAACUGUUGCCAGUAAAUAACAUUAAUUUAAAUCUACUGACAAACAGCUGCAUAACAUACAGCAAUUUUUACAGUGAACACGUUGUAGCAUUAUUCUUGGCCUGUAUAAACAUAAUACGAAGAUGCACAGACAAGGAAACUAAAACCAAGUUUGCAUAUUUCAUUAUUUGCAUUAGGUGUGUGGUGAUAGUGUGUCACUUUUUACUUUCUGUAUGCUCAAAGUUUUACUAUGUCAAAAUUUUGUUUUGAAAUUGUUUCAAUGUUUUCGGGCCUUACAGCCUGUAAGUAGGAGAUAUGCCAAACUUGAUGGGAAAAGAUAAACAGACCAUUUUGCAAGAUGUAAACAACACUAGAAGUGGACAAUAGGCAAUGCUAUAAUAAUCACAUUUGCAUUUUGUUUAAAAACUCUGGCAAUGUAUGUGAUACAAAUACAAACUAGUUUUAAACUCUUUCUACAUUUUUUGUCCAAUUUGCAUGACAUUUUGUAGCAUUAACAGACACAACAGAAAUCACAAAAGAAAGUUAUUUAACCUUUUAACCAUUCCUGUCAACAACGGCGUAGCACAACACCACCUACUGGUCAUGAGAAAUAAUAAAUAGAUUAUCAUUUGUGCUUUAGCUUGUUAUUAUAACACAUUAUGUAUGUAUCUUGUGACAAACUGAUAUUAUCCAGGGUUCUUUGAUCUUUGAUCUGUCCAAAAGGAUUUCUGGCAUUUUUAUAUUUUAUAGCACUACGACUUCUUUAUGUCCACCAUGCUGAAUCUUAUUAAAAAUCUACUUUUAUAAACUCCUAUGCCAUUUGCCUGUUAUUUGCAUGUUGUAAAUAUAUCAUGUAGAGACAGUUAUCAAAGGAAUAUAUAUGUGAUCACAAUCAUGUUUCAUCAAACUUUAAAGAUGAAAGAUGACCUAAAUAACAUCUUUAUUCAAAUAUUCAGGUUUCUUUAGAAGAACACAUUCAGAGCAUUUAUAGUUUAUUAAGAAGAAAAUAAGCAAAAAUGUCCAUGAAAUUAAAUAUUGAAUUUGAGAAAUAUUAUCAUAAACUGUAAGUUAUGUAACAUUGACUGAAUAAAUAGGAAAUGAAAUAUAAAACGGCAUCAAUGUAAUGUAAUCUUACUCAUGAUUUACUGUAAUGUCUUCAGAUUCGAGGCAGUUUCCCAGACAGGGUAUAGAUGAAUCAGAAUAAGCCUUACUGUAGUUAUUGAGUCAUUUAAAUAGUUUUAACAAGCAUACUUUACAUUUUAUGAUAUGUCCGGGCAAAAUUAAGACAGCUCAAACUUGCAUUUUAGUCUGUGACAAAUCCUGUCCAGGAACUGCCCCAUUAUGUUGGCAUUACUCUGAGAUGUAUUUCCUUGUGGACAAGUUGUGUCAUGUCAUGCAUUUCCUAUAAUAUAAUGAAUCAUUUUUCUUCUUUUAAAGGUUGAAAACGAUAUAUUUAUAAUAUAAAUCCAUCAUUAGCUGCAUUUUAUUAUUUGCAUUUAGCAUGUUUUCCUAUUGCUGCAUAACACUGUGUAAAA